AUAUGAAAACAAAGACGCAAACUGUAACAAAUUGACAAAUUGUUAAAAAUGAGUCUGCUGCGAUCCUAGAAUAAAAAAAUAAAAGGAAGCUUUACCCUUUAUCCAACCUGUCUUAUUUUUCUGCACCAUCACCGAUUAACAACACUGGUCAAGCUAAACAAUACAAAGAAGAAUGGAAACUAAUGAUGUAAAAACUUUUCACCAGUGUGUUAUGUGCAAUGAGAUUUUUCAAGAAUAUGAUUGUUUAGUAAAACACAACAAAAUACAUAUUAAAGAAGAGAAGACAGAUGACAUAACUGAUAAAUGUCCAGUACACUCUGCAGGAAAGAAAACCGAGGAUGUUGAGACUGUUCAUCAAUGUAGAUUGUGCAAUCGGGAAUUUAAAUCGGACACAGAUUUACAGGAACAUUGUCAAAUACAUGUUAAAGAAGAGAAAGUAAUAGAAAAUAUUUCACAACAAAUUACAGAAAAGAGUUUUCCUGAAUACCAUCAACAAAAGAUUUCAGAACAGAUAUAUUUUAGUUGUGAUAUUUGUAGCAAAUCAUUUAAUAAGCGCUCCUAUUUAUACAAUCAUGUGGGAAUCCAUACAGGAAAGAAACCUUUUAAAUGUGAUGUUUGUAAUAAGUCAUUUCAUAAACGACAACAUCUACAGUCACACACAAGAACUCAUACUGGAGAAACACCUUUUAAAUGUGAUGUUUGUAAUGAAUCAUUUCGUCAUUUCAUUAGUCUCCAAAGGCACAAGAAAACACAUACCGAAGAAAAACCCUUCAAAUGUGAUGUUUGUGGCAAAUCAUUUAAUCAAUCUGUUCUUCACGAGAGGCAUAUGAGAAGUCAUUCUGGUGAAAGACCAUUUAGAUGUGAUAUUUGUGGUAAAUAUUUUAACAAAAAUAGUCAUCUACAGACACACAUUAGAAUUCAUACUGGUGAGAAACCAUUUAAAUGUGAUGUUUGUGAUCAAUUAUUCAGUGAAAAGAGUAAUCUACAGAAUCACAUGAGAAGUCAUACAGGAGACAGACCCUUCAAAUGUGAUAUUUGUAAUAAUUCAUUUAAGCGUAACGGUCAUCUACAGAGACAUGUGAUAACUCAUACCAGAGAUAGAAAUUUUAGAUGUUUUGUCUGUGAUGAGUCUUUUACCGACCGGAUUUAUCUGAACAAGCACAUGGCCAUAGGAAUUCAUAGUCAAUUAAAACCUACAUGAAUGUUUGAAGUCAAUCGUUGAUUUUAUUGUAUUUGAAUUGCAAUGUUUACAUGUAUAUUUAUAAUAUACGAAUCAUACGCUGUGUGUCUACAACUAGCUUCACUUGAAAACAGACACUAAACUAGUUGACUGACAUAUUAAUUCAUACAUCAAGGAUUUUAGUUAAAAACACUAAAACUACUUCGAGAAUUUCGAGAUGUAUUUAUUCUGCUUCUAUUUUCAUAUUAUAUCUAAUGAUAUUGAAAAUUGUUUAUUAGUCUUUGUGUGUUUGAAAGAUGUAAACUGGAUUAUAAUUGAAUGACAGACCUGUAGCCCUACACCAAUGGCAGCCAUUCAUGGUGCAGAGAUCUGUUCUCAAAGUAGAUUGUUCUACAUGUAAGUUUUCUGUGUGAAGAAUGGAACUGCCCUAGUCUUUAGUGACAAUAUAAACAUUUCAACUGGUGAUUAGAAGUAGGACCAACAUCUAGGCAAAUAAUUAGGCAAAUGACUUUUCUAAGAAUUAAUUAGGUUCAUUUCACAUGCCAUGGGAAUUAAUAGUCGAGUAGAGAGAGAUUGAUUUAACGUCCACUGGACACAAACUAGGUCAUUUUGGGAUUAACACAUGGUUCAAUUUUUUAGUUCAAUAAUUCGAUUGUCUGUAGGGGUCUUUAGUAGUGCGAGGAAACCGAAGGACCCCGAGAAAACCCACGAGGUUGGACAGGCCACACUACUCCUUGUCAAAUACAACCGAUUAAUCAAAACCACACCAGUUGCUUCAAUGACAGACCUUAUGAUAUAGCGUGCACAUGCUAACCAUCCCCCCCCCCUUCUCCCACCCGUAAUAGUCAGGUAAAGCCUACAUAAAUGUUGUGUUUGUAGUAAAUCAAUGACCACCCAACUCUAUUUUGUGCUUGAUAACAAUUAGAGGAUAUUUAUUGAAACAUUGUGCCUGUGUAUAAUAAACCAGUGAUUGUUGUCCUAUACAAUGUACAUGCAUAACUGUGUUAUUUUUUUUAAAGCCCUACCUGGUCACCGGUUUUCAUUAGCGGAACAGUAGGACGUUA
Patella vulgata (common limpet) is the source of this 2244-nucleotide messenger RNA. RefSeq names its product zinc finger protein 239. Gene Ontology annotation, cellular component: nucleus. Gene Ontology annotation, molecular function: DNA-binding transcription factor activity, RNA polymerase II-specific; RNA polymerase II cis-regulatory region sequence-specific DNA binding. The transcript has 2 exons. NCBI's taxonomy places the organism in Eukaryota, Metazoa, Mollusca, Gastropoda, Patellidae. The record is from RefSeq and is a predicted model, not a curated record. The coding region runs from base 173 to 1201 and encodes 342 amino acids. Gene Ontology annotation, biological process: regulation of transcription by RNA polymerase II.